Messenger RNA from Ixodes scapularis (black-legged tick), 1373 nucleotides. RefSeq names its product protein BANP. NCBI's taxonomy places the organism in Eukaryota, Metazoa, Arthropoda, Arachnida, Ixodida, Ixodidae. Gene Ontology annotation, molecular function: DNA binding. The record is from RefSeq and is a predicted model, not a curated record. The transcript has 9 exons. Gene Ontology annotation, biological process: negative regulation of protein catabolic process; protein localization to nucleus. Bases 198 to 1334 code for a protein of 378 amino acids.
UCGCCAUUCUCGGUCUUGUUCACGGAUCGGUAGUCUCGUUGGUCUCGUUCUUAGUCAUCGUUCGUUGCCAUCGUCGCUUUUUGCUCUGUCUUUCGUAGUCUAGUGCUACAGUGUACUAAUUAGUACACUGUAGAGGCAUUAUCAUCAACCAAUCAACGUAAGGUUUCUUUCCCCUUGCAUUGUGGGUUUAGAGGAUCAUGAAACACCCCAACAGCACUAAUCACAUGAUCACAAAUGGUGAAGAGUCUGAUUGCGUGAGAGUUGCGAAACGUCCACGAACUGGCGACAUGGACCAGCCUCUUAGUGUUUUGUUAGAGUCUUUUAAGGAGACAAUAUUUUCCCGGCUCGAAACAUUAGAGAGUAGGAUAGAUGCCUUAAAUGAGCAAUGCCAAACUCUGGAAGACAAGAUUGAUAUACUCUCGACAGCAGUGAAAGAAAAUGUGUCGACAGUUCCUUCUAGUAUUGCAAGGUACGUCCAUCUUCCAAGCUCUGCAGGCUCUCCAACGAUUGUCUCUUUGGAUGAAGAACCAGGGACCACUUUUGCAGCAGGAUCGAGUGUAACAUUGAUCACCCUGAACACUGAAGCCGAUUUUCCUCAUGGGUCUUGGCUUGGAGAUGAGAACAACCCCGAGGUGCGGGUGCGUUGCCCCAUCAGUCCGACCACACUCUUCCACAUUAACACGACAUGCACCACUCCUGAGAAGAUGGCACUGACAUUGCUGGACCACCUGUUUGACCGGGAGACACAGGCGUGCUCCAACAUCUCCGGCUCAGGAAAACACAAGAAACAGCGACUGGACCCUCUGAUGAUCUAUGGCAUCAGAUGUCACUUAACUCACUUGUUUGAGGUUACAAAUGCUGACUGGGACCGGAUCAAGCUGAACAUUGACUCGAAGUGCCGUACAGCAUUUAGACGAAAGAAGAAAGGUUUGCCACUAAACACCAAAGUGAUGACCUCAUCAUUGGAGGUAUCCUCCAGCACAGCACAAACAUCUAGUGUUCCGCCGAGUGAUGUCUCGGAUGAUAGCAUUAACAGCAUUGAACUGGUUCCUCAGGCUUCAGAGUUCUGCACAUUUUCACUGCAAACAAUCGAAGAUGGAACCAGCGAAGAUGCUGAGCUGGCAGCGACAGUCCCAGAGGGACAGGUGUUCUGCACUGAACAUGGGGAUUUCCAGGUAGUCCAUGCAACACCUGAGCAAUUAGCCCAAAUCCAGCAGACUCACCAGCUCCAGAUAUUGAGUGGUAGCCACAUUCUGGCCACAUCUGUUGACGGGUCUCCCGAAGAUACUGCCACUGUCACAAUCAUCCCACAAGAAGACUUGAUUAACAACUGAGAAGCCCCCAUCAGAAUAAAAUCUUAGUCUCCUGUGUUC